CAGAGCAGCUUUUGUUAGCAGAGAUCCAGCCAGCAGGUCCCGUACUCACCGCCACCUACCUGUUGAAUAUUCACGCCGUUUAUGUAGCAAGCGAGCGCUUGAGCCACUGUCGAGGAACAAAUCUAGUCUGUGGGACAGGUGAGGAGAGGAAAAGUGGGUCGCGGAAGGAAGGAAAAAAGAAGGAAGGAAGGAAGGAAGGACAGCUCAGGAGGAAAGGAGGAAGUAACACGACCGUUGGGAUUGGAACUCAACAGGUUAGCUACUUCAAUGAUAUAGCAACGGACUUUUUUUUUAAACUUCCGACGUCGAAAAAACUAACUAAAACAACAACAAAAAUGCCGUUGGGACCGUGGAGGAAGAAAAACAAGUCGACGAAGGAGCACUUAGUGGAAAACGAGGAGGUGAGCGGUGGACACGCAGGUGCCGGGAGCUUGGCUAAAUCCGCCGUGAACGGAGCGGGGCUGCCGCCUCCACCUGCCAACCUGCGGCCCAAGCUGGUCUUCCAUACGCAGCUGGCGCACGGAAGUCCCACCGGCCGCAUCGAGGGAUUCACCAACGUCAAGGAGCUGUACGGCAAAAUAGCAGAAGCGUUUAAUAUAAGCCCACCUGAGAUCCUGUUCUGCACCCUCAACACUCACAAGAUUGACAUGGACAAGCUGCUGGGGGGCCAGAUCGGCCUCGAGGAUUUUAUCUUCGCCCACAUUAAAGGGAUCAAGAAGGAGGUGGAGAUUCAUAAAACUGAAGAUGCUCUGGGCCUCACCAUCACGGACAACGGAGCAGGAUACGCUUUCAUAAAGCGUAUCAAAGAGGGCAGUGUCGUGGACCGGGUGAAGGUGAUCUCUGUGGGCGACCACGUAGAGUGCAUUAACGGACGUAACAUCGUCGGGACGCGGCAUUAUGAGGUCGCCCGGAUGCUUAAAGAGCUGCCCAAAGACAAGUCCUUCACCCUAAAACUGUCGGAGCCAAUGAAGGCCUUUGAGAUGCUUGAGCCCAGGUCAAAGGGCGCCAAACCUGCCAGUGAGAACAAGAUCGGCACAGGAAGGGGGACUCUGAGACUUCGAUCCAAGGGCCCAGCAACUGUAGAGGAGGAGCCAACAGAAUUUGAGGAGAAAGCGGUAAAGAAAGUGGACGACCUCCUGGAGAGCUACAUGGGCAUCAGAGACACUGAACUUGCUGCGACGAUGGUUGAGGUCGGCCGUGACAAGAAGAACCCGGAUGAAUUUGCCAUGGCGUUGGACGAGACCCUCGGAGACUUCGCCUUCCCCGAUGAGUUUGUCUUCGAUGUCUGGGGAGCCAUCGGAGACGCCAAGCAGGGAAGAUUUUAAGUUUUCAUCCUGCAGCCCCUCCUCUUAAUACACACACACACACACACACACACACACCCUCUUUCCCCAACACACCUCUUAAUAUCCUCAGAAGCAAACUGGACAACCAGCACAAACGGGGGGCAGAUGAAGUGUUCUUACCAUCACAUUUUCUUAGGUGUAGCUUUGCACUCAGAUGGAGUGACUUAAAGCAUCAGCCAAGUCGUUUUACAUUAAGGAUUUUCACAUGCGUUAUCCUGUAAGGAUAUCCAUGAAGUGUGGAUUCCAGCCUGCCUCCUAUAAGCUGAAGAGUUGGCGAUUGAUUCCAGAUGUUGUAUAAGCAUUUUACUGACACACGAUCACUCCAGCUGCAUCUUAAAAGCUCCUGAUGUUGUUCUUCUUGUAAGGAACAGCAAACAUAGUCAGCAGUGGUCUAUUACACUGGUCAUGUGCACACUUUAAAUUUUUAAAAGAAUCACUCAGUUUUAAUCUCACUUUACAGCUGUGACAUUUUGAAUAUAAAGAUGUAUCACACAGCUUUUUAUAGACUUUUUUUAUAUGUGAAGAUGUUGCUGAUUUUAUAGCAGCAGCAUUGUGUAAUUAGUGUAAUUAUAGUGACAAUAUUUCUCUCUCAAGCAACUUAUUUUUUUCUUAAUCCCCCCCCCCAUAAUUUCUUAGUCUUACAAAUGACCUCACAGUGAAGAAAUGUCGGAGUUUCGGCCACGUUCACUUUGCUGUUUACUUUGUGAUUUUCUUACAACUCUUGUCUGUGUCCUUACACACUUUAUCUCAAGCCCUUCGUCCCUGUGUCAAGAGACUGAGCAAUACAGAGAACUUUUAAUGCCUUUAGCCAAGUUUGACGACACAUUCCUUCAACAUUCCUUAUGUUUCUCACGUCGUUUUAGUCUGUUAGCAGCGUUAACUUUGUUAUGAAAUGAGGCUUAUUUAGAGAUGCACGCUUAUUUUUUCCCUGUAAUUUAUUUUAUCAUGAAAAAUCAUAUGCUGCAAGACAUUUUUACACUGAGACAUAGUAUGUAUGAAAGAAAGUUUUUUUCCUAAAUAAGCCAUUUUGAAGGCUGUGUCUGGAAUGGGAUCAACUGCAAUCCAAUGUCUUAAAUAAAUGCACUCGCAUUGAUGUAACUGCACUAUUUAAAUCACUGUCAAACUGAAUUUAAAUAGUGACUUGAUUAAUGUCAUCUACUGAUGUCAACUGUUGGCAGCAGUUGCAUAUUGUUUGACAAAACCAUAAGGGAUCACUAUUGUUGGAUAGACAAUAAAAUUUGAUAUACUGUUA
Messenger RNA from Centropristis striata (black sea bass), 2598 nucleotides. It is a transcript of the gene gipc2, whose product is annotated as GIPC PDZ domain containing family, member 2. The record is from RefSeq and is a predicted model, not a curated record. The transcript has 6 exons. Gene Ontology annotation, molecular function: protein binding. Bases 336 to 1325 code for a protein of 329 amino acids. Lineage: Eukaryota; Metazoa; Chordata; Actinopteri; Perciformes; Serranidae.